CGCCGGCCUCCGCCUUCCUGUUCGGGCGGUUCUCCCUCUGGCGGCCUUCUUGUUCAUGGCAGUUCCUUCAGCCUCGACCUUCUCUAAACUGCUCCGAAGCCUCCUUGUUUUCCUUCCGUCCGGACGGACCGAUCGGUUGACGGCUGGUGGCCGGGACAGGGAGCAAUAUUAUUGAAUUGAAAAUCAAAACAACUGCAGUUCCUGGAAAUCUGAAAUAAAAACAGAAAAUGUCAGGCAGCAUCUGUGGAAAGAGGGCUGAUGUUUUGAUCAGAGACAUGAAUAUGACUGACUUGAUAUAAUUGGCUUGACAGAAUCUGCUUCAACAGGAUGGACUCUGGAUCAACAAUCUCUGACUCAAAUAUUGACAGUGAACUGUUUACAAUGAAUGCUGAUAUGGAAGUAAUUGACCCCGAGAGUCAAGUAGAAUUAGAAGAGAAGACACGGCUGAUUAAUCAGGUUUUGGAGCUUCAACAUACUUUAGAAGAGCUGUCUGCACGUGUGGAUGCUGUAAAAGAAGAGAAUCUGAAACUAAAAUCUGAAAAUCAAGUUCUUGGACAGUACAUAGAAAACCUUAUGUCAGCUUCUAGCGUUUUCCAAACAACAGACACAAAAGGCAAACGAAAGUGAGGGCUGGCUUGAUGUUCACAUAGUAUGUUCGUAUUCUAUAGAAUAUCAUGAUUCAUUUCUUUUUCUUAGGUAUUUACAACCUGUAAAACAUGUCUGGCACGAAAUUUUUAAGACUGUGUAUUCUUUCUAUAUUGACCUCUAGGAAUUUAUCCAAGACCAUGUUAUUUGAAAACUCCACUGAUCUUAGCUGGUUGGCCCCUGUUAACAAGCUUAAACUUAGUAACAUGUUGAAGCAUAAUCCUUAACAUUUAAAUGCUUCCAUAAUUAACCUGAUUAUUACAGUACGUGGGGUAUCUUGUUGGAAAUACUCAGCAGGUCAGGCAGUAUCUGUGGAGAGAGAAAAUUGUUUCUGACCUCGAGUAUUUCCAGCAUUUUCUGUUUUCAGGUAUCCAGCAUUAAUAGUUUCUCAUUUUUCUUUUUUUUUUACUUUGUUGGUACAGCAUGUCUACACUUUUAGUACUGGAGCCCUAGAAUCAAAAUAAUUUAUAUGUUCCUGUUACCUCUAGUUUUAACUUGACUUAGGUGCAAGGUAUAACUUAGAUUAAGAAAAAAGUGCAAUAUAAUGUUAACAUUUAAUUGUCUUAACAUUGCAUAUGCUGAUCAGAAAAUGCAUGAGAUUUUUAAAACUGUACAAUGGCCUCCUUCAUGUAUAGUGAGGUAAUGCUUAUAAUUCUAUGCUGUUUGUACUUGUCAUA
Molecule: messenger RNA, 1322 nt
Organism: Pristis pectinata (smalltooth sawfish)
Lineage: Eukaryota; Metazoa; Chordata; Chondrichthyes; Rhinopristiformes; Pristidae
Product: short coiled-coil protein
Exons: 5
Coding region: 328-627 (99 amino acids)
Cellular component (GO): trans-Golgi network
Source: RefSeq, a predicted model, not a curated record